CACACACAGUUUCAAUUGUGGUCUUAAGAUGUAAGGAAGUCAGAGAUUUUUUAAGCGGGAAAAACGACAAGUGUUGUCUCAUUGCCAAAGAGUUUACCAACCACAACAAAAACAUUCAUUGAUUUUGAAAGAAAAAUUCCGGUUUUGUUGUCUUAUUUUUUUUUUGAAACGAAAAAUGAAAGCAGAUGAAGCGUUUAAAAGUUGCUUUAAAAAUGCACGAGAAAAACUGAAACUAAAGUCGGAUACCUUGGAUAAAAUAUGUACAUUUAUGGCAGAACUUUUGGGUACAGCCAUCAUGAUCUUUUUGGGCUGUAUGGGUUGUGUGAGCACCGAUUUCUUCCCCAAUAGUAACCUGCAAAUGUGUUUGAGUUUCGGUUUUGUGGUCAUGGUGGUGAUACAAUGUUUUGGUUGUGUCUCUGGGGCUCAUUUGAAUCCAGCUGUUUCCAUUGCCGCCUAUAUUUAUGGAAUAAUUUCAGCACCCAUGGUUGGGGUCUACUUCUGUGGCCAGAUGUUGGGAAGUAUCAUAGGGUAUGGUUUGCUGAAGAUUGCGUUGCCUGAAAGUGCCUUAAAUACCUUCUCGAGUGGAUUGUGUGUAACAACCCCCCAUCCAGAUGUGACUGCUGGACAAGCUUGCCUAGUAGAAUUCGUAAUAAGCGCAGUUUUGAUUAUCACUUGUUGUGGUGUCUGGGAUCCACGAAAUGCAAAAUAUCAAGAUUCUGUGCCAAUUAAGUUUGGCUUGGCCAUAGCAUGUUUGGCUUUGACGGCUGGUCCCUUUACCGGUGCCAGUAUGAACCCAGCCCGUUCCUUUGGUCCUGCAUUGUGGAACAACAACUUCACGAGGCAUUGGGUUUAUUGGAUUGGUCCUUUGCCUGCUGCCAUAAUCACAGCAUUCGCUUAUAAAAUGGUUUUCAGACGUGAGGUCAAGGCUGAAACCGUCCAUCAUAAAUUGCGAAGCUUGGAAGAUGUUCCAUUGUCUUAAUAUUUUUCAUCAGAGUAGUAUAAAUUAAUUAUUUACAAUUCAUAUUAUUUAUGAUAAGGAUCGUAUUCGAUAUUUAUAUAGGAAAAUAUACAUGUCAUUUAUAGUAAAAU
This is a messenger RNA of Musca domestica (house fly), 1089 nucleotides long. RefSeq names its product aquaporin-like. The record is from RefSeq and is a predicted model, not a curated record. Bases 176 to 979 code for a protein of 267 amino acids. Gene Ontology annotation, molecular function: water channel activity. Gene Ontology annotation, biological process: transmembrane transport. Lineage: Eukaryota; Metazoa; Arthropoda; Insecta; Diptera; Muscidae. The transcript has 3 exons. Gene Ontology annotation, cellular component: plasma membrane.